Molecule: messenger RNA, 892 nt
Organism: Arabidopsis arenosa
Lineage: Eukaryota; Viridiplantae; Streptophyta; Magnoliopsida; Brassicales; Brassicaceae
Source: the annotation of a GenBank genome assembly
AGAUCUUGAAAGUUUCGAUUGAAUAUCUGGCAAUGGGUGUGGAAACAGAGUCAAAGUUCCAUGUUUUAGCUGUUGAUGAUAGUCUUUUUGAUCGGAAAAUGAUAGAGAGAUUGCUCCAAAAGUCUUCAUGUCAAGUAACUACAGUUGAUUCAGGCUCUAAAGCUCUUGAAUUUCUGGGUUUAAGAGUAGAUGACAACGACCCAAAUGCACUCUCUACAUCACCCCAAAUUCAUCAGGAAGUUGAAAUAAAUCUUAUAAUUACAGAUUACUGUAUGCCUGGCAUGACUGGUUAUGAUUUGCUCAAGAAAGUGAAGGAAUCAGCGGCUUUUAGAAGCAUACCUGUAGUUAUAAUGUCAUCUGAGAACGUUCCAGCUAGAAUUUCCAGAUGUUUGGAAGAAGGAGCUGAAGAGUUUUUCUUGAAACCAGUAAAGUUGGCUGAUCUUACCAAGUUGAAACCUCAUAUGAUGAAAACCAAAUUGAAGAAAGAAAGUGAGAAACCAGUUGCCAUAGAAGAGAUUGUAGUUUCUAAACCGGAGAUAGAAAAAGAAGAAGAUUCAUCAGUGAUUGAGAUCUUGCCUCUCCACCAAGAACUUGAAUCCGAACAACUUGAACCAAUGUUGUGUAGUAAUAAGAGGAAAGCAAUGGAAGAAGUGAUAUCUACGGAUCGAUCACGUCCUAAAUACAAUGAUAUCACAACCUCGGUUUGACCUUUUCUUUCUUUUGGUUUUCUGCACAAUUUCAGAGCUUUUAGAGGUUCUUUGUAGGAAUGUUUCUUCUGGUAAAUACAAGUUUGCUAUAGAGAAUUAAGAGGGGGAGAUAUAUGUAGAUGAUGAUGGUAAUGGUUGUCACUUGUUAUUGUUCAUUAUGUGAAAAGUAAAUUCUCAAUUUUGUU